This is a messenger RNA of Epithele typhae, 645 nucleotides long. RefSeq names its product DUF1640-domain-containing protein. Gene Ontology annotation, cellular component: mitochondrion. The record is from RefSeq and is a predicted model, not a curated record. Lineage: Eukaryota; Fungi; Basidiomycota; Agaricomycetes; Polyporales; Epitheliaceae. Bases 1 to 645 code for a protein of 214 amino acids. The transcript is spliced from 4 exons.
AUGCUUCGUUCAUUCUCCACCUUCACCUCGCAUGCUCGUGCUGCUGGGCCCUCACGAAUCGUGUUACUCCGCGCAAAGCAGUUUCACUCCUCUCCCAGCCGAAUGGAGUUCCACUUCGACACCCAUCACUUCGUUCAACGGCUCGAGCGCGAAGGACUUAACCGCGCCCAAGCCGAGGGCAUCAUGUCAGCCAUGGCUGAAGUCAUUGACGAGAGUAUCCGGAAUAUGACAAGCAAUAUGGUCACAAAGGCCGACCAGGAGAAGCAUCAUUAUACGCAGCAGGUCGACUUCGCGCAGCUGAAGUCUGAGCUGCAACUCAUGGAGAAGAACGAGCUCGCGAUGAUCAAGGCGGAGAAUGAUCGGCUAGUCACCGAUAUCGAGAAGCUUAAGCAACGUCUGCGUGAAGAGAUCACACGAACACAAGCUGGUGUCCGUCUCGACCUCAACCUGGAGAAAGGUCGCAUGCGCGAAGAAACCAGUAAACAAGAACUCAAGAUCAAGGAAGUAGACACCCGCAUUGAGCAGGAGAUUGCCGCCUUGCGUACCUCUAUCCAGGUUUCGAAGGCAACGACUCUUCAAUACCUUGUUGGUUUCGUCACUGGUUGCUCUGCUCUUCUCAUGGCAUAUAUGCGCUUCCGAGUUUAG